Messenger RNA from Anguilla anguilla (European eel), 2492 nucleotides. It is a transcript of the gene pomk, whose product is annotated as protein O-mannose kinase. The transcript is spliced from 3 exons. NCBI's taxonomy places the organism in Eukaryota, Metazoa, Chordata, Actinopteri, Anguilliformes, Anguillidae. The coding region runs from base 151 to 1191 and encodes 346 amino acids. Gene Ontology annotation, cellular component: endoplasmic reticulum membrane. Gene Ontology annotation, molecular function: ATP binding; protein kinase activity; carbohydrate kinase activity. Gene Ontology annotation, biological process: protein phosphorylation; protein O-linked glycosylation; carbohydrate phosphorylation. The record is from RefSeq and is a predicted model, not a curated record.
ACAUUUAUUUUCUUUCCUGAAGCCGUAGAGCUGCGACUGAAGUUUAGAUUAGUGAUCAUUGUUGAAGUUGCGUACGGAGCUGAUUUCCAUUUUCAUGUGUUUUGAGAAGACUAGUAUUUUCCUGCCUAUACGGGUGACGAUGCCACCAUCAUGGCGAAGGGCGUGAACAGUGCCGUUCGGAGUGUGCCAGUUGUGCUGGUGUGUCUGGGCGCACUACUAUUCGCCAACGUCCUUAUCUACAUUUACAUCGAGUCCCUGUACCAGAUCAGUGAGACUCACGUGUCUCCGCAUGGUGUCUGUCCGCCUAGACACUUCAAAAUGGGAACCAUGAAGAAUUGCUCUCCCUGGCUGCAGUGCCCCUCCGUGCGCACAGAGGUGCGCAAGUUAAAGAUGAUUGGCCAGGGAGCCGUGAAGCAGGUCUUCCUGUCUGAAUGGAAAGGCCACAAAGUGGCAGUGUCCAAGCUGUCUACCCCAGAGUACAGAGAGGACUUUCUGCAUGGGCUGGCCAUGCUGCAGGCACUGCAAGGCCCCCACGUGGUGCUCCUGGUUGGCCUCUGUGUGGAAGACCACACUUUUGUCACCGAGUACCAUCCGCUGGGCUCUCUGCUCAACCUGGACUCGGUGCUGGAGCAGGAGAAGUACCGCAAGCUGGACACCUGGCAGACCCGUCUGCGCCUGGCCCUGGAGUACGUCUCGGCCCUCCACUACCUCCACAACAGCCCCGCCGGCACCCGCGUCAUGUGCGACUCCAACGACCUGGGCAAGACCCUCUCCCAGUUCCUGCUGACCAGCGACUUCCACCUGGUGGCCAACGAUCUGGACGCCCUGCCGGCGGUGGACAGGGCCCGGGGCGGGCUGGUCAAGUGCGGCGGCCGGGAGCUGCAAGGCGACUUCGUGGCCCCCGAGCAGCUGUGGCCCCGCGGCGAGGGCGUCCCAUUCUCGGACAAGCUCAUGCCCGGGUACGACGAGAAGACGGACGUGUGGAAGAUUCCGGACGUGGCGCAGUUCCUGCUGGGGCGGGUGCCCGGCGGCGACGUGGCCCACUUCCACCUCUUCCAGAUCCACGGCGAGUGCAAGCGGAAGGACCCGGCCAGCCGCCCCUCCGCCCGGGACGUCCUGGGCGUGUACAGGACGGUCUACGCCAACAUGAUGAAGGAUAACCCCAGCCCAGGCUCCAGAGACAUGCUAUAAAAAACCCUCCACCCGUCUCCUCUCCCUUUCCCCUUGCAAUGUGAACUUGCCUGUACUGGAUGUGACAGACCCGAGUCGUCUAAAUUAAAGGACUUCAUUAUUUGUCACAUGCUUGUCCCUUUCAUAGCACCCUUUAAGUUUUGAAAAUAUUUAAAAUAGAUAAACUGGGCAGUCUGAGGUCUUUGUGCUUCUGCUCCUGGGUCAAACCAGUCAAAACCAUGUGCUGUCUGUCUGGUGUCUACAUGUCUGGUGAUAUUAACCUUGUGUAACAGGGAUGGUGUGAAAGGGCGGUGUCAUACAGUAUGUGUGUGCUAGACAUCUGUUUGUUGUGUCUAGAUCUUAUUUAACUGCUGAUAGAAGACAUGUCUGUAAAUGCCAGUGUGCCUAAGCUCUUGGCUUUUAGUGUGUUACAAUACUAAGUGCUAAAUGUUCCUACACUUUGGACUUAAGGCUUAUGGCUUGUACUUCCAGAAAGGCAUUGUAGUUGUUCCCUUUAGAGAGUGGUUUCCAACCCUGUUCCUGGAGAUCUACCAUCCUGUAGGUUUUUCAUUUCAACCCUAAUUUGGCACACAUGAUUCUACUAAUCAGAGAUCUCCAGCUGUUGAAUGAAGUGUGCUUUAUUAGUAGGAUCACAGGUCUCGACCACAUGACCUGCAGGGAGUUAAACCUGUAUUUCAAUGGUUAUCCCCAGGGGUCCCCAUGGGCACUUCAACCGUACAGUCAAAUGGGUAAUCAUACAGUUUAGUUUCUAAUUCUAAUAGCAAGUACACAAGAGAAUAUUUCAUUAGGGAGUUAGCACUUCCAUAGAAACCAGUUUCAAUGGGUGGUGAAGGAUAAAAUUGCAAAAAAAAAUUUUGUCCUGUGAAAUUCCAAAGGUUAUGUGUAUAUAGAAAUUAAGAAUUCAAAUGUAUCUUCCUACAUGGUACAGUGCUGUUUGUGUCAGUUCAUAACAAGUUUAAUGCAGCAUUUGUUUAUGCUUACAAUUUACAAUUUAGUGAUGGACACUUUUAGCCAAAGCAACAUACAAAAGUCAAUUUCAAAAAAUGGUAACAAUGGUAAAGCAAAAUGUUAUCUCAGUGUUACUGGGAUGCUUUGUCAAUGUUAUAACAUUGCCACUACAAGAAAGCAACAUGGAUGGUGAGAACGUUUUGUGUUAGCUAGGAUGUUAAGCAAAUACCAGUAGAGCUACAGAUGCAAAGUUACACUUGAAGUGCAGUAAAUAUUUAAAUAUCAUAUUCACCAACCCUGUGUGGCUUCAGGCUAACGCUGUUCUGUAGAAGGGGAUAAAACCAUUAUGAAUU